Molecule: messenger RNA, 2997 nt
Organism: Toxotes jaculatrix (banded archerfish)
Lineage: Eukaryota; Metazoa; Chordata; Actinopteri; Toxotidae
Product: zinc finger protein 319
Exons: 2
Coding region: 444-2219 (591 amino acids)
Source: RefSeq, a predicted model, not a curated record
UAUUCACCUUUGCAUUUGUUUGACUCAUCUUCAAACAAACUCUGGGAGCAGUUUAUCUCCACCUGGGAUAGUUUCGGGCUGCUCGGUGAACCUCCGGUAUGGAGCGGCCGUAGCAGCAGCAGCACAGCGACGGCAGCUCGCUGCGUGGCGGUUUCCGGUGUCCGUCCGUCUGCAGGAGGAUGGCGUCCGGCUUCAACCGCAUCCUCUCUACCGCCGGUCCUCCGAGUCCCAAAUACACCGAAGGUUGUCGACAACAGGCUGAAGACCGCAGUGAAAACCACCGAUAAAUAGCUCGGGUUUUCUCACCUAUCUCAAAGGAGGUGUGUAAACACAGAUAGAGCGCUUGGCUCCUCUCGUUGUGCUAUUUACCAUUUCUACAACCACAUCCACCCUCUCAGUUUGGUGCUGAAAACCACCCCAUCUCCUGAGCACUGAAUCCCUGUAUGCGAAGUGGAAGGAUGACGGAGGCGUGGCAGCAGCAGCAACAUGCAGUGGCUCCACCCUCUGUUGUGCACACGCUCCCCCAGGCGACCGACAACCCCCUGGGCUGCACUGUGUACGGAGUCGUCCUGCAGCCAGAUGCCACCCUGCAGCAGCCCCAGCAUGGCCAGCAGCACGUCGUUCAAGCCCAGCAGCCCUCCUUACAGGUAGGGGGCGAGAGAGGACACAAGUGUGGAGCCUGUGGUCAUGACAUAUCUCACCUGGCCAACCCUCAUGAGCACCAGUGCAUGGUGAGCCAGGACCGAUCCUUCCAGUGCACGCAGUGUAUGAAGAUAUUCAGCCAGGCGACGGACCUGCUGGAGCAUCAGUGUGUGCAGGUGGAGCAAAAACCCUUUGUGUGUGGUGUGUGUAAGAUGGGCUUCUCGCUGCUCACCUCCUUGGCGCAGCAUCACAACUCGCAUGGCAAUGGAAACAACCCUAUGAAGUGCUCCAUCUGUGAGAAAACCUACCGGCCAGGGUCUGGAAACGCCACCCCAACCUCGUCAGCUGCCAACCCCCAGCAGCCCUCCACCGGUGAGACGUCCGGUGGUGGUGCGGCGAUCAGUGCCUCGUCUCCUCCUACGUUUGAGGCCUCUGCACCAGACAGGCCAUAUAAGUGCUCAGUGUGCCAUAAGGCCUUCCGGCAUUUGUCAGAGCUGACCCGCCAUGAGAGAGUACACACUGGUGAAAAGCCAUACAAAUGUGACACAUGUGAUAAAAGCUUCAGUCAGUCUUCACACCUGGCACACCACCAGCGUACACACAGCUCUGAGCGGCCGUACAAAUGUGCUGUGUGCGAGAAGAGUUUUAAGCACCGCUCUCACCUCGUGCGGCACAUGUACGCUCAUUCGGGCGAGCACCUGUUCAAGUGCAAUUUGUGUGAGAUGCACUUUAAGGAGUCGUCUGAGCUCCUGCACCAUCAAUGCCAGCCAGAGGGGGAGAGGCCUUUCCGCUGCGGUUCAUGUGGAAAGAGCUUCAAGCGUCCGUCGGACCUGCGGCAGCAUGAACGCACCCACUCGGAGGAGCGACCUUUCCAGUGCGAGGAGUGCCAGAUGAGCUUUAAACAACAGUAUGCUCUUGUGCGCCACCGUCGCACUCACAAAAAUCCAGCUGAUCGCCCUUUCAAGUGUAAUCUGUGCGACAAGGGAUUCCUUCAGCCAUCCCACCUGCUUUACCACCAGCAGGUCCAUGGCAUGGAAAGUCUUUUUAAAUGUGCGUCCUGCCAGAAGUCUUUCAGCCAAUCAGGAGAACUGUUGAGGCACAAAUGUGGCGGUGAGGUGGAGAAGCCCUACAAGUGCGACGUUUGUGGCAAAGGUUACAAAAAGAAUUCAACACUGCAGCGCCACCAGAACUCUCACUGCACAGAGAAGCCGCUGAAAUGCUCCCUGUGCGACAAGCGCUUUGUGUCGUCCUCCGAGUUCGUUCAGCACCGCUGCGAUCCGACCCGAGAGAAGCCGCUGAAAUGUCCCGACUGUGAAAAGCGCUUCAGGUACUCGUCCGAGCUGCAGCGCCAUCGCCGAGUUCACACCGGGGAGAAGCCUUUCAAGUGUGCCAGCUGUGACAAGAGCUUCAAGCAGCGCGAGCACUUGGCCAAGCACCAGAGUGUGCACUCGCGGGAGACACAGUUUAAGUGUGUGUGGUGUGGAGAGCGUUUUGUUGACCUCACAGCUUUGCAGGAGCACACAGUUCAGCACACUGCUGAGGGUGAGAGUUUCCCCGAAGCUCCUUGCAUCCCAUGAACAGAACUGCUCUUCAGCCCCGGGCAGCAAACAUGACAUUUGCCCUCAAAGCAACGUGUGCCAGCCUCCUCUCUCCCAUUUGUAGUUUCUAACAUUCACCCAUUAUGUUUAAUGAUUUCUAGUAUCUGUAAGACUCAGUUCAUCCUCGUCCUUCAUUGAUUAAAAGGCAAAACACCCUAAAUCAGUAGAGGGGAUUAGGAUCCCUCCUCUAAUUUUGGAAUACACAGAAAAAAACAGAAUGAAAAAGGUUUGUAAAGUAAAAUGUGGGAAGAUCUUGAUUCUGUUUAGUACUGAGUGUGGGACCUUAUUCUGUGGUUGCAUGUGAUCGUCUGUUUUGUAACUGUUGAAUCUGUUUUUGAGAAAGAUGGCAAGAACUUCCAGGCAGUUGUUAGAUACGUGUGUGCUCAUGUUAAGCUCCUCUGAAAUCCAUGUGCCUUUUUUUUUUACCAUCACUCCUUUUUGUGUUUUUGUUAAUUUUAUGUCCAGUAUAGCCGAAACCCUCCCAUUCGUAUUCAGCGGCUGGCUUGUGCAGCAGUAUAUUUUCACAUACUAGCUCUUAGGUAGUAUCAUCUGUUUGUGCAUGAGUAUUUAUCACACUUUAAUAUCACUGUUGUAUUAUAGGUUUGGUUUAUUUAGGAAAAACAUCCUAAGAAGAAGAAGAAAAAAAAAAACAAGUGGAUUUGUGAAAAUGUAUAGCCUGUGUCCUAUGAGAUCUGUGUUGUUGCAUCUUUGUAUUAAAACAAAUGACAUUUAGGUAACUAACCCAUACCUAUCAUGU